Molecule: messenger RNA, 3057 nt
Organism: Ilyonectria robusta
Lineage: Eukaryota; Fungi; Ascomycota; Sordariomycetes; Hypocreales; Nectriaceae
Exons: 7
Coding region: 1-3057 (1018 amino acids)
Biological process (GO): cytoskeleton organization
Cellular component (GO): cytosol
Source: RefSeq, a predicted model, not a curated record
AUGAGUAACCUCUGGCCCUCGCGGCUCCCGCAAGAGGACCCCCAGCCGGAGACGACCGAAGACGUAGCCGAUACGGGCGAGGUUGCCGACGCCGACGCCGGCUCCGAGCCCGGGCAGACCGACCUCCCACCGGUGCCCGCGCCGCCGCAAUCACGGCCGUCCCUCCAGCGCAACGCCAUGCAGACAGCUCCUCCUCCCGCGGCGCCCAUGGCUCCGCCGCCGCCCAACGGCCAUAACCCGACCGACUCGCUCUCGCUGAUGCAGCUGCGGCGCAUCGUGGCCGAGUUUAAUCGUGCCGACCCGGUGGCCUACGACUUCGAGUACUCCGACAUGGGACCACACCCGGAGGAGAUUGACGAGUGGUUCGUGUACCAGUUCUGGCAGUGGGUGCGCCUCAACUCUGCCCAGCGGGCGUUUGAGUGGCACUGGCAGCACGAGUUCCGCGCCCAAAAUGCCUGGGACGACGCAGACAACGAUACCCGGACGCGCUUCAUCCAGGCCGCCAUCGCUGGGGUGCAGUCCAAUGACGCCGCUCUGAGGUCGGCUUCGAUCGGGAAGCUGGUCUAUCUUGUACUGGGGCGAUGGGGCGACACAGCUAUGGCAAAUGCUACCAGCGGAGAUAACAAAUCGGUUGCCAGCAUCUCUCAACUACAAGCUAUCAAGGCCGGCGUAGAGUGCCUCACUUCUCUUGAAGGAUUGCCCGUUAUUUGGGAGGCGCUCCGCAACAGCUUCGAAGUGCAUUGGUCUGGCGAUCCCCAGGGACAGCAUGGUAACCUCCAGGAAGCCCAGGACGAAUUGAUUAAUCUCAUGACGAUUAUGUAUAUUGCGAUUCAGGAAACUCUCAACGACCCCGAGGACAUGUCUUCCACCUAUGGAAAACUCUUGGAGCUUAACCCCUCGUUGGUCGACUACAUGCUUACAGCUACCUCGAAGCUCCGAUGGGACGAGCAAAACCUCAUGCCCCAUACUCAAAUAUUCUUGCUCUUCUGGAAAUCCAUCCUGCUUGUUUUUGGCGGUUCCCAGGAGCUGGAAACAGUCAAGAAGGCUACCAGCGAAAUGGCAAACGACGGCAAGGACAAGGAGACCAUUACCGCCUCACCCCUAGACUAUCAUGUCUUUCGCCAGGAAAUCACAUCCAAGUACCCGGCUUAUGUGCCCCCACAACCGCUCAUACCCUUAGAAGCCGAAAAUACUUCGUUGCUUCCCCCACUACACAACCAGUCAUCUAGGAACAACGGUGCUAAUGGUAUCAUUCCUGCACCGCCUCACGUUCAAAGCGGAGGUACAUCGAUCCUCGAUCAGCCGGUUCACAUUGCUACACCUGCGCCUUCACCGCCACCAUCACCUGGAGUGGGUGGCAAGGGAGGCAAGAAGCAGAAUUACCAGACAAAUCAAAAUUUCCCCUUCAUGUAUCCGCCCCUCGACGCUACCAGUAACAGCGCUGGCGGAAAGGGCCCUGCUGGGUUCCACGACGCCCUGGUUGGCCGGAAGUGGGAGGGAAGCGACAUCCCUGCUUCGAUCCUCGAGGCCGGCGAGUUGUUCUCGACUCGAGUAAGAAUGACACGAGCAACCCGUCAGCUUUGGGAAGAGCGUGAGCGGUUCCUCAAGUUCGAGCGUGGCUGGGAGGCUGGCGACGAGGACGAUGACAUUGAGGACCUUGACCUCAAUGAGCUUACACUAGAGGAGCGCGAAGUCCUGAGAGAAAUCAGGGCCGAAGAGAAGUUUGAAGAAAAUAAGAGAAACCCGACCGCGUCAGAGCUGGAGAUAGACUUUGGGCCACGACCAGAGCUACUCAGUGAACGAGACAAGCAACGACUCGUUGCAGUGGAGAAGUUCUACCGCGAUGCGUUACCCCAUCUCCAAUCUCUCGUCAUUGUUCUUCUGCGGCCAAUUCUCAUCAACGUGACGGCAAUCGUCGCACAACAACCCCAACAAAUGCCACCCGGAAUGGGUCGGGGUAACAACCCUGGCAUGAAUGGUGGUCCCAUGAGUAACAAGCCCCAAGAAAUGCCAGGCCAGAACGGUAUGAGAGAAGUUCCAGAACCAUCGCCCGAGGAGAUCGACGCUGCACGAACGCGUGAGAUUACAUCCAAGGCGAUGACUGGCAUCCUCCUCCUCCUGUUGAAAUGGCUGAGGCUCUCUCAUGUGCUCAAGUUCGAGUACUUGACGCAGCUUCUAUUGGACUCUAAUUACGUCCCUCUCGUUCUGAAGCUCUUUGCUCAUCAAGAUAUCCAGCAAGUGGUCGAUAGUAAGAUGGACCGCGUGGAGAACAGCUUUUUCCACUUUUGCAAUCUGCGAUCACGGUCCAAGGACAAGUUGGCCGCAGAUCUGGACCAAGAUGAGGAAGAGGAAGAAGAUAUAGUGAGUGAAGAUGAUGCUGCGCCACCACCGAUCAAGAGACGGCGGUCGCCAACCGAACCCCCACUGGAGGAAGAUGAAGGAGAUUCCAAGAACGACAAUCAACUUUCCGCGAGGCCGGAAGUUGACGAGCUGGGAUACCCCGUCAACCCCCUUCCCACCGAGCCCAUUACCGAUUUCUCACGCCGCAACUUCUUCUCUCUCAUCAAUUACCUGAGGGUGAUGCAAAAGAUUUGCAAAAACAAGGCACACCGGAAUCUCCUGUUGGUGCAGUAUAAGUCUUCAACCAUCCUACGGAAAUCCCUAAAGGUGCCACAGCAGGAGCUCCGGCUCUACACCCUGAAGUUGUUCAAGAACCAAGUCCCCUACUGCGGCCGUAAGUGGCGCCAGAGCAACAUGAGGGUCAUUACGGCGGUGUAUUUGCAUUGCCGACCAGACCUGCGAGAUGAGUGGCUCGCGGGCAGUGACGUGGACGCCGAGGUAGACGCGGCGCUACCCCUGGAACAGGCGCUGCGUAGCUUGACGCACUGGCUCAACGUGCGGCGGUUCCCUGAGAAGAUUGCACCCGAGAUCCGGGCGGCGAUGCGGGAUGAGCAGGACUUUUUCUCGAGGGAGUUGGAGAAACUGGAUAUGACUUGGGCGGACCAGGCUGCUGAAGAUGCCAUGAACGAGCUGGAGCAUGUGGAAGGUUGGGCGUAA